Acanthochromis polyacanthus (spiny chromis) is the source of this 2564-nucleotide messenger RNA. It is a transcript of the gene lrrc73, whose product is annotated as leucine rich repeat containing 73. Lineage: Eukaryota; Metazoa; Chordata; Actinopteri; Pomacentridae. Gene Ontology annotation, molecular function: protein binding. The record is from RefSeq and is a predicted model, not a curated record. The coding region runs from base 281 to 1177 and encodes 298 amino acids. The transcript is spliced from 6 exons.
CUUUCUCUGUCCCGUAGUAACGGUCACCUGCAGAAACACACCGGGACUCACGGAGCUCACCGACUGACACACGGACCUCCUGAGCGCCUGCAGGACACCGACGCCCCGCCGCUCGCUCCGCCGAUAGAACCCCAACAAUCGAUACCGGAUCCAUCGCUCUGAUGUCCGCUGCUGGUCGGAACCGGCGCGUGGCCUGCAGGACCAGCCAAUGAUGACAUCAGCGUGUGACGGUCCCGACAGCCCCGCGUGAGCUGAUCGAUCAUUUCUCAGGUGUCCCAGGAUGCUGCCGGCCUCCAUCCAGAUCACAGGUGAGCUGCUGUCGGCAGCGGAGGUGCAGGACAUCUGUGAGAGCCUGAAGGAGGACAGCGUCCGGCUGCUGUCUGUCCGUGGUUGUCAGCUGUCUGACCGUGACUUCGGACGCGUCUGUCGCAGCGUCGCAGAGUCGCAUUCCAUCGCACAGCUCAACCUGAACCUGGGUGUGGUCUCCAGUGUGGGCCGGACCCGACACCUGGCCGACGCCCUGAAGACCAACCGCUCCCUGCAGACACUGUUCCUCCACGGCAGCCCCCUAUUGGAUGCCGGCCUGGUGACCCUGAACGCCGCCCUGUCCACCCACCCCACGCUGGUCUGCCUGGACCUGGGGGACUGCAUGCUGGGAGACCAGGCCCUGGGGCUGAUCUGUGGGAUGCUGCCGCCAGACGGAGCAAAGUCAGGUCUGAGGGAGCUCACUCUGAGUGCUAACCCAGGAAUCAGCUCCAAAGGUUGGGCUCGUCUCUCCAUCGCUGUGGCUCACAGCUCUCAGCUCCGAGUUCUGAACCUGGACUACAACCCACUGGGUGAUCAGACUGCAGGAAUGCUGGCGGUUGCCGUGGCGUCCAGCAGAACCCUGGAGGUUCUGGACCUGGAAGGAACCGGACUGACGAACCACUCAGCACAGGUUGACCAAUCACAGAGCCCCAUUCUUCUUCUGCUCUCGUCACAGUGGUGCCAGGUUCCGACCCAGUUAAGAGUCCAGAUCUCAGUCUGUAUUGAUGUGUUUGUCCAGCAGGGGGAGACACUGCAGCACCACUCUGAUCUGACAUCAGACAGGAACACAACAACAAACAACAACAUAAAAAAACAACAUAAACAACAGCACACCAAUAUAAAGGAGGUUAAUGAGUCUGGUGUUGCCUAGAUGAACAGGGGCCUAUUUCAUGAAGCAGGUUUUACAAACUCUGAGUUUCUUCCACAACUCUGAGUUGAUCUACUCUGAGAUAGAAAACUCUGAAUUUUCGGUUUCACAACGGCUGAUAUGAGUUGGUUUAAUUAACUCGGAGUAGUUUGACCCGGAGUUACGCGCGUGCACCGCAACUCUGAAAAGACAGCAUCAAUGGAACCCCGAUUCGACGAGUCACCAUGGAAACGGGGAAGUGAAAGGCUGCGUUUUUGAACUGGAAGUUUUUAACGCGCUCAUAUGGCGAGUUUGAACACGUUUUUAGAAAGAAGUGCAACACCGCUGCAGCUGCAAAAGAGAGAGAGACGGCGUGGAGAACAGCCCGGAUCAAUGCGUAAGUUUAAAUGUAGUCCUUUGUAAUCGUAAUAAUAUUACAGGGAAUAACUGUCUGAAUGGUAGAAUAUUAAGUUAUUUCAUUUAGGGGAAAUCCUGCAGGGCAGCAGCUUAAGAUGAAAUAUAAAAACAUUGUUCAAACAGGUCAGACCUCGGCAUUAUCUCAUGGAGGUACUUCAUGUUGAUCAUGUUUUACAUUGUAAAGUAGCCUAAAUAUUAAGUGGCUGUUUGACUGUGCAGUUGUUUUAUCCACACAUAGUCUAAAUGUCUGCAUCCAUAUCAUGUCCUGUUAAAUAAUUAAGCCUAUUUAAACUAACAUAGACUUCUGCUCAGCCAACAGAAAGAAAGCAGAUGCCUGUAAAUAUAUAUAUAUAUGUAUAUAUAUAUAUAUAUAUAUAUAUAUAUAUUAUAUAUAUAUAUAUAUAUAUACACCUUGUAACUGUAAGUAGGCAACACUCCAAAGAUUUCUCCAAAUGGUAGUUUAAGUUUACUGAAACAUGUCACUGAUCUAGGAUGAAGAGGAUGAAACUGUGUCUGCUGCCUUUACAGAGGGGGAUCCAGAAAGGCAUACAGAGGAUGUUACUGAUAGUUCUCUUCUCAUUCACAUUUUGGGUGGAAUAUAGAGUGUGACAUUUAGCCUACACUGAAGUAUUGCACAUUCUCAUCUUUUUAACAGAGCAUGGCUGGACAGCAGCAGGAUGGUUCCUCAGCUUCCACUGCACAGACUGACACAGUGAGAUGGAUGUUCAGGAAACACCAGAGCUUCAUUCUGUGGAAUUCAUGUGCAACUGUAUCAUUGAAUGUCCUCUAUGUAUUCCCAGUUAUCAGUAAAACAGAUUUACAAACUGCAUUUGCUGAGAAAAAUCCAAAAAACAGAUUAGGAGGGCAGAUCUGGAAAUUGAAAUACUGGAGCACAAGUUAGAGGUGGUGAUGGUCACAGGUGAAUUAUGUUAACUACUGGAACAUGAACUGAACUAUCUGUUUAUUUGUAGGAAAUAAAGAAGAGCAAAUGAAA